Epinephelus fuscoguttatus (brown-marbled grouper) is the source of this 6475-nucleotide messenger RNA. Its product is annotated as RNA-binding Raly-like protein. The record is from RefSeq and is a predicted model, not a curated record. The coding region runs from base 543 to 1418 and encodes 291 amino acids. Gene Ontology annotation, molecular function: RNA binding. Gene Ontology annotation, cellular component: nucleus. The transcript is spliced from 9 exons. Lineage: Eukaryota; Metazoa; Chordata; Actinopteri; Perciformes; Serranidae.
UUUGUAAGCAUUUUUUGUCUUUUUAAUUGCCCCCUUUUUUAUUUUUCCUCCUUUUGCUGGUGUUUGAAUUGAGCAUUGACAUGGUGGUUUUGAGCGUUUUUCACAUGCAGGCUUCAAGUUUUUAGCAUGCAGUUAUUCUGAUCGAGAGUGCCAAGAGGGUAAUCGGUGCCUUAUCGGUCUUGAGAAAGCCUUGACUUGCUUGCAGUUUUGUUUCGAGGGUCGAAACCAAGCAGCUUUUGUCAGUAUUGAGAUUUUUCAAAACAAUUUAUUGGUGGGUUUUGAAACAUUUUUAUUUUUUUGUUUCUGUCGACUUUUGCUGUUGCUAUGCUUUGGUUUGCAUUUUGCAGUGUUGUUUGUUGCCUUCGAGUUUUGUGAUUUUGAUGUGUCGGUGAAUCUCACCGAUCCAAAAAAAAAGAAAGACACCCUUUGCUUUUACUUUGUUCCUCUUUUCUUUAUAAAAAGGAGUCAUUUUUAAAGCCCCAUGACGUUUUAACGUGCUACUUUUCUUGCAGCUGAGCUCACAGGAGGGCAACUGGAGGAGAAUGACUGGUAAAAUCCAAACCAGCAACGUGACCAACAAGAAUGACCCGCGCUCCCUAAACUCCAGAGUCUUUAUCGGCAACCUCAACACAGCCAUUGUCAAGAAGACAGACAUAGAGGUCAUCUUCGCCAAGUACGGCAAGAUAGUGGGUUGCUCCGUGCACAAAGGUUACGCCUUUGUACAGUAUUUGAAUGAGAGGAACGCCCGGGCAGCUGUGGCGGGAGAGAAUGCCCGUAUCAUCGCUGGACAGCCUCUUGACAUAAACAUGGCGGGUGAACCCAAGCCGUACAGGCCCAAAGCCGGCUCCAAACGGCCGCUCUCAGCUGUUUAUAGCGGCUAUGAAUUUGACUAUGAGUACUACAGGGAUGAUUUCUACAGCAGGCUUUUUGACUACCACGGCAGAGUGGCCCCCCCACCAAGAGCCGUGAUCCCCCUCAAGCGCUCCAGGGUGAUUGCUCCCUCCUCCCGCCGCGGGAAGACCUCCUUCCCCAUCAAGACGUCCUCCUCUUCCUCCUCUUCAUCCUCCAGACCUCCCACAUCCUCCUCCGGGCUCAAACCAGUGAAGACGGACCAGCUUCAGACUAUCAAACGGGAGCUCACCCAGAUCAAGAUGAAGAUCGACUCUUUGCUGGGACGCCUGGAGAAGAUCGAGAAGCAGCAGAGAGCCGAGUCCGAGGCUCAAAGAAAGUACGAGGACAACUGCGACUCCCUCCAUGAGGAGUCCGUGUCAGAGACGGCAGAAAACUCUGGGGAGGAGGCCGGCGAGGGGGCGCUGGACGUGGAGGCGGGCGAGAUGACCGAUGGAGGCGAGGACGACUACGACGAGGAGGGCAGCCACCAUCUGAUAGAGAACCAUGUAUCGGAUAUUGACAACUGAGACCCGGAUGAGGCGGCAGACACCCCCCAGCCGGUGGUAUUAGAAUUCAUCAUCACCUUCAAGAGACGGGAAAAGGAUCUCUGAGGGAUCAAGACUCUCAUUCUGGACUGUAAGUUGUGUUCAAGAGAUGCCGAAAUCACAUUUAGAUGCCCAACUGUGCAGCACAAGCCGAACGUGAUGUGCUCUCUAAAGAAAAUGUAUUCAAGACCCAUUUUAAUGCAUUGGCCUGAGUUCACCUCAUGGAUAUUCUGUGCAACCUAUAUUUCAUUGCAAGAGGCUGACAGCAUCAUGUGCUAAUCCUGUUCCUGAAAAAAUACAAACAAGGAGGAAAGGAAGUAAAGGCUUUCUUUCAGAUUUAUAUAUUGAAUUACGUGGAGCAAAGGGAACAUGACGUCGUUGAUCAACUGUUGCUGCUUUUAUGAAAUGUGUUUGCAAUGUAAUUUCACAAACUGUUUUUCCAAUGAAUCUCUGUUGUUGCUCAAAAAUGAAAUGAAUAAAGUUACAGUCAGAACAAUGUGCGACCGCAGUAUGAUAAUCACAAAAUGAAUGAAACAUCGGUGCCGUCUGGUUUCGAAUUUGACUCAUGCAUAAGCCAAUAGCUGCGAGCAUAACUUUAUCCAGCUUUAUCCAUUUAUCACACAAAUGCCCUGUGGGGCUGUUCCAUCGUAUAUUCCAACUCCUGCCAAGUUUCAGAAGCAGGGCUUCCUGUGGUAGAGAGCUAACACUGGCACAGGCCUCCUGCCAGGGAGCAGUGCCCCAACGUCUCAAUGCACUCCUCCCUGCUCAACCUGUGCAUCCCAACAUGGACUGCUGCUGUUUAGGAGCCAACGCCCUUUCUCCUUCUCCUCUAUCUCUCCCUCUGCAUUCUGCAUUGAUUCCAUCUUAUGUAGGCAAGAGAGCAAGGUGAAGAUUUUUAAAUUAUAUAUAUAGAUGCCUUGAUUUUAUCUAAGUAUGUGAUCUGUAAUCAGAUUACAGUGGCAACAAUGGCCUUAAAACAACCUAAGCUAGAAUCACACUUGGAGAGCGCAGACCCCUGCCAAGGCCAAGUGCCCCGUCUUACAAUGUUAACGAAAGUGAAAAUUUAUUUGUGCAUCCGCCCACUCCAAGAUUUAAUUGGUUCUUCCUUGGCACAUGCUUCAUCCCUCCAUCACGGAACAUGGAAACCGGGUCUGUGAUCCUGCUUACAGAGCGACAAGCCAACAAACAAACAGAAAACAAAACCUCUGGCGGAGGUCAUAAUAAGUUAUUGAGACAAUACAGAGCUACAUCCCAUUACUUUUUUAAUAAAAUGCCGACAAAAGGCAAUAUUAAUAAUGAUGAAACUGAAUUUGCCAGCACUGGAUGAUUUGUCCCCUUAUUUGCUGUAGUUUACCAGCAUGAUAAUGCUCAAGAUUUCUACCAAUUCAGAUUUGUAACACUGAGCGCGUUUACAUGGACACAAUUAACCCGUCUAUGAUGAUCAUAUUCAGGAUGCGGUAUUCACAUGAGCACAGACUAAUCGAGUUAUUCAUAUUCCUCAUAUACAUGAAAAAUAAUGUGGUUACUUAUUAGUGCAGUGUGUUUGCGCAGAAGCCUGUGAUGUCUACAAAAACAAACCAACAACGGGAGAUGGGAGAGACAUGAAAUAUUAAACACUUCACUCUACAUUUACUACUACUACUACUACUCCUGCUAAUUUGGAUGGCAGUAGAUGAAGACACGCAAGCUCUUUCAUUACGAAAAGACAAGACUGUUUAUUUCUGCUACAGAAGUGAGACGCUGUCACUGCCACCAUUUGUUAUGUUUCUAUACUAUGUGAUUUUGGUUGAAGCCUGUGGAGGUAGUUGGGGAUGUUCAGUAACUGGGAUGGGUCGUAUACAUGCAACAGUAUUACAGUUUCUUUUGGAGUACACCAGGUAGCAUAUUCGGGUCUCUCAUAUUUUCUAUUCUGUUCUGUUCGACUCUAAACGGGAUACUCCGGAAACCCGACCAUAACCUGAGUAUUUAUGUCCAUGUAAACACACUCAUUGCUGCCAUGUAGAGCUGCUAACAUGUAAUAUUUUCAAAUUCACAGCUUGAAACUCAGCUGAGUGAUUUUAAAUAACCUUAUUAUAAAUUAAUUGCUGCUAAGUGAAUUAUGACACCAGUGACUGGAAGUCAGCAUGUACCACUGUUGAUUAGUCACAUCAUGUUUACCCCCUUUUUUAUUUAUUUGCUCUCAACAAUCAGACAUUUGUUAUUUCAAGCUUUUCCCUUGAAGCCAUUCUCAGAAGGAGGUAGGUGUUGGGAACUACAGCAAAUGUGCACCAGGUGUGCCAGCUGAUUGGUCAGGAGCAUCAGUUAGGCUGAUGAUGUGUGUCAGCUGGCGCAUCUGGUGUAUAAAUGCCGUAAACAGGGUUGUAAGCAUGAACUGCAGGAGCUAGAAAAGCUAGUGGGCUAAGGACAUUCAUCAAGGCUGUAAAUUACACAGCUUCUUAUCAAACACUUUGCUGUCAUUAACCUCUAUCACUGUCCUCACUGCAGCCAAGUAACAUCUCUCUCCUCUGUGCUGCUUGUAGAACGUCACUGUACUGUUGUUGAACUCGUCGUCUUUUGCUUCAGUUCACGCUCAGAAGCAUGAACACCCGGUGUGACCACGCCUUUACUCCUCCUGAGGGUCUUAUUUAAGUAUGACAGCAGACAGGCCUCUUGUUAUUGGAAUAAACUUUAUACUUACUGAAUAUCAGUAGCAAUCCUGAAUUGAUAUAAAAGUUGAAUCAUGUGAUUCAGUGCUUUUAUUAGUUUAAUGAGUUGUUUCGCCCAAAUUAUUUGUUUUUAAAUAGGCUAUUGGUGUCUAGUGGAGCAGAAAGUUGUGGUUUUAUUUGCACAGGUUUUGAGAUGUGCCCUUGAGACUUGUAGCCACCCCAGUGCAAUCAAGGUAAAGUACAUUUCCUUUGUGGUGCUUGAAGCAUUAAAAAUGCAUUUGAAAAAUUCAGCAGCAAUGUUUCUUUUCAGACACGAUGUCCUUAUUACUCCGGGAAAUCCACACAUGCUUCUGUAGACAUUUUUGUUUACCUCGGGUAGCAGCCCAGUCACCAGGAUAAAAUAUUGGCGUACAUUUCUGCAAACCAAGUUACAUUCUGUGUGCAGUUUGCAUGUUCUCCUUGUGUCAGCCACAGUCCAAAGACAUGCAGGUUAACUGGUGACUCUAAAUUUCCCAUAGGUGUGAAUGUGAGUGGGAAUAGUUGUGUGUCUCUAUGUGUCAGCCCUGUGAUAGUCUGGCGACCUGUCCAGGGUGUACCCCGCCUCUUGCCCAGUGUCAGCUGGGAUAGGCUCCAGCCCCCCACAACCCUGUACCAGCAUAAGCAUUUACAAAUAAUGAAUGAAUGAACACUGCAUUUGUAUGUUUCAUACGGUUCUCAUCAACGUCUCUAAAUUGACAUAGUUCAGAUUACAUGUACAGUAUAGUGUGAUGAGUGUCUCAUCAGAAGGAAGAGUGGGAGUGGAGGGUGUGAGACCUUGGCGAGACAGCUGCCAGCAGACAGCAGCAAACUACUGUUUGAGAACAAGACAGGUAUUUUAUUAACAAGAGUCUGCAACAUUUCCAGCCGUCGUUGUGGAAACAAAACCAGGUCUUUUGAGCCAAAACUAGAUGUUUUCAAGACUCUAAUCAAGCAUGGAUGUAUAAAGAGAACUGGAUCAAGGUGGGCCCCGUUCAUUCCUAUGAAAGUUCCUUGGCACAUGAAACCAGAAAAGUUAGAGUUCCCAAGUGUAAAAUUACCCAGAUCUCCCACACUAUUGGGCCUAUAGACCAAGCACACCACAGAUUUAGUCUUGCAUUUGAAAUGUUAUUGUAAUGAAUGGAUCAAAUCCCGAUAGGGAAGCGAGUCAUUCUGGGGUUGUGACACUCAAAAAAUGUAUCCACUGAUUUAAAAAUGUGUCUUUCCUAAUGUAAGUCUAUAGGUAAAACUCUGUCGGCCCAGUGGCAUCACUUAAUGAACCCGAAAGUUGAAAUCCCACUGUUUGGUCACCAUGAAAGUUAUAUUACAAAAACUGCAACGUAAAGAAAGGUAAAGUCUCAACAUAUCCGCUAAAUCUGAAACAUACGAAUGUAACAUAUCCAUGGUUUGCAGAAACCUACAAUGCCAACAGUUAUUCCAGCAAUUGUGUUGUAGGUAGGAAAGGGUUCCUGUGAAUACUGUGGAAUAAUCACCUGAAUAAUGGUGUUUUGUAUAUAUGUAAUUGUUGAAACUCUGUUAACCCCCAUUGUAUCUUAUUAGUGCAAAACCUGGGCAAUUAAAACCAAGACUAAGUAAGAAAACAUUGUUUUGUGAUUUGGUUGAACUGACCCUUUAAACAGAGAAUUAGCUCAACAUGAAGGAGAGGUCACCUUGCACAGUUUCAUGAACACAACGGUCGGACCUGGCAGUGCUGCCUGAAAAAAUACAUAAAAUAAAAUGUCUGUCCUGCAGCUCAUUCAAAAUAAGUGUCUGGUGAAUGAUGAUACUGUGUAAUAUUUAGCACUAUUUUUGUAUCCAAAAACAUGUCUAAGGGAAAUGGCUCUGCUACAUGUUUAUCUUUUUUGCUGGUAGCCUGUUAUUUAAUGAGCAGUAUGGUGAUGUGUCAAAUAUUUUGCAAAAUUACCAAAAAAAAAAAAAAAAAAAAUCCAUUGCUUUUAACUGUUGUAAUUUCUCUGGGUCACUUUAAAACAUUUCUGGCUCAAUGCUUACUUUUAGUUUGCUUUGUAAAUAGUCCUUCUCAUGUUUAUUUAAAAAAACUAAUAGACUGAAAGAGACUAAGUUUAAAAUGAUGCUGAAUUAAUAUACUGACAGUUUGUUGGAGUCGUUGCAGGUUUUAACCAGAAUCGUGGGGCUUGUAGAGAUAGUGUAACUGACAACUGUUGUAUAGAAAUGUACAUUUUUUUGUAAAGAUAUUUUUAUCAAAAGGCAUGUUUACUGUAACUUUGUAUUUUCAGUUCAUGUAUAAAAACAGUAUAUUCCAACUGUUGUAAGGCUAGAAAACUCAUCGUCAUUGUAGAUAACUACUUGUGUUCUUAUCAGUCAAUAAAAUGUUUGUGUCAUAUUUAACUAGUCAAAUGU